Molecule: messenger RNA, 453 nt
Organism: Penicillium canescens
Lineage: Eukaryota; Fungi; Ascomycota; Eurotiomycetes; Eurotiales; Aspergillaceae
Exons: 2
Coding region: 1-453 (150 amino acids)
Source: RefSeq, a predicted model, not a curated record
AUGUACCUAAAUCAGAUGUCUGCCCACCAGACACAGGACCAGGAGAACGGACUCAGAGACCCUAUGGCCCUAGGCGGCCUGCAGGCACAGUCCCAGGCCCCGCCCCAGCAGUCGCUAUACAACGGCGCCACCAACGGCGAGCUCUCCAACGGAAGCAUGGACCCACCAAUGCACCCGCACAAGUCCUCAAACAACAGCUACCUGAGCCCUGAGCGUUCCCCGUGCCUCGCACUCUCGAGAGCCGUCAGCCUGCCCUCCUUCUCCCAAGAGCCCUUUGGUCCUGUCUCUGGCCAACCUGGCCACACCCGCACAGGAGCCGCCCACCAGCCCCAGAGCAGCUUCUCCAGCUUCACCUCUGCGCUCGGCGGCCUCAACCACCCCGGAUUCGGACUGGCUAUUCAAAACGAAAACUCCCUGCCCGGCUGGGCUGAAGAGGAGAUCGGGGCCAAAUAA